AAAUUGUAGAAUGCCGCGUUGUUGUUUUUGAACACCUCGGAACAAGGGAUGGUGGAACACUUUGGAACAGAACCGAUUAGAAGUCGGUUGUCAAAAGUCAAAACGUCAGAAAUAUAUAAUAAUUCGUUUUACGAAUAGUGAAUACGGUGCCAAGCAAUGGUCUGAGAACACGGUUCAGUGAAGAUGUUGCCUGAAGGAGAGGCAAAUGUUGAAGAUAUGACAGAAGGUAUGAAUUUUACAGGGGGAGAAAAUCAACCUACUACUGGAGACGAGAUUCAAACCGAAGCAACAGAACCAGUGACAGUGCAAGGUGGAAUAUUACAAGAUGGUUUAACCGAAAUUAUACCCCAGACAAUUGCUGGAACGAAUCAGGAUGUUAUCACGAUUCACGGUUCUAGUCAAGGAGAAAGUAGCGAUGCUGCUAGUAUUCAUACUGCUAGUACUUCUGUUUCCGGAAAUGAAUCAACUUCGAGUAGAGUGAGUGCAGUCACGGUAGUAUUACCUUGGGGUGCCCAAAAAGAAACAGUAAGACCACAGCAAAUAGGAGACAUGGACAUGCGACCUGGGGAGUAUGUGAUGAGAACACUGUUUGCAGAUUUUACUAUGCAGGCUGAAAAGAAAAUGGAAGCAGUGAUGACAGAGCCGCAGGAGAAGUCUCUGUCAAAAGUUUUACAAAGAGGAGAAGAUCCACAAUUUGAUCAAUUACUCUCAGCUUUUGGCUCGGUUGCCGAGCAUUGCCUUCCAUCUAUAUUGCGAGCACUUUUUAACUGGUAUGAGCGCCAGCUUGUCGAUCAUGGAACUGAGCAGAAAAAACCAACAGCUGGAAAAGAAGAUCAGAGAGGAAAAAGCAUUAUGUACACCAUAGUAUCAGGAAGUGUGGAAACUGUAGAAAGAAGUGAAGCUGAUUUAUUGCAAGAGCGGAGAGAUCUAGCUGUGGAAUUCAUUUUCUGUUUAAUGCUCAUCGAAGUUCUUCGUCAACUUCCCUUCCAUCCAGGUCACGAAGAUCUUGUAUCCCAUAUUGAGCACAUUGCUUUCAAGCAUUUUAAAUACAGAGAGGGGAUACAAAAUGAACCAAAUGCUGCUAAUAUCCAUAUAAUAGCUGAUUUGUACGCUGAGGUGAUAGGAGUAUUAGCUCAAUCUAGAUUUAUGUCUGUGAGAAAACGUUUUAUGGUCGACUUGAAAGAGCUACGUGCCAAAGAACCUGGAACACACACCACGCAAAGUAUCAUCUCUCUUCUUAUGGGAAUGAAGUUCUUCAGAGUCAAGAUGGUUCCAAUCGAGGAGUUUGAAGCAUCCUUUCAAUUUAUGCAAGAAUGUGCUCAGUACUUCUUGGAAGUGAAAGAUAAAGACGUGAAACAUGCCCUUGCUGGAUUAUUUGUUGAAAUUUUGGUCCCAGUCGCGGCGGCCGUUAAGAACGAGGUUAAUGUUCCAUGUUUGAAAAAUUUCGUGGAAAUGUUGUAUUCCACAACCCUAGACAUGUGUACCAAAUCCAAACAUCGUUUGGCUUUGUUUCCUCUCGUUACCUGUUUGCUUUGCGUUAGUCAGAAGACAUUUUUUCUCCAGAACUGGCAUUACUUUCUCGCCAUGUGUCUCUCGCAUCUAAAGAAUCGAGAUCCAAAAAUGUGCAGGGUUGCACUGGAGGCAUUAUAUCGUUUACUGUGGGUAUACAUGAUUCGCAUAAAAUGUGAAAGUAAUUCAGCUACGCAAAGUAGACUUCAAAGUAUAGUUCACUCUCUAUUUCCAAAAGGAUCGAAAGCAGUAGUUCCUCGUGAUACCCCGUUGAACAUAUUUGUCAAGAUAAUACAGUUCAUCGCUCAAGAGAGACUGGAUUUUGCCAUGAGAGAAAUUGUGUUUGACCUGUUGUCUGUUGGUCGCCCUAUAAAAAUAAUUCUAACACCGGAGCGAAUGAGUAUUGGUUUGAGAGCUUUCCUUGUAGUUGCUGAUAGUCUUCAGCAGAAAGAGGGAGAACCUCCAAUGCCCCGCACUAUGGGUGUAUUACCCAGUGGCAAUACGAUGCGAGUUAAAAAGACGUUCCUAAACAAGAUGUUAACAGAGGACACAGCCAGGAGUAUUGGUAUGUCCUCGUACUUUCCAUAUGUGAGACGUGUCUUUGUGGAUAUUUUGCGGGCACUAGACGUGCAUUAUGGGCGACCACUCAUGAUGACCAGUACCCAGAAUGUAAAUAAAGAGCCUGAUGAAAUGAUAACUGGAGAAAGAAAGCCUAGAAUUGAUUUAUUCAGAACAUGUGUGGCUGCGGUCCCUCGACUUAUUCCCGAUGGCAUGACUGGCGCUGAAUUAGUUGACUUACUCGCACGACUAACUGUUCAUAUGGAUGAAGAGCUACGAGGCUUGGCCUAUCAAAGUCUACAGACGCUGGUCCUUGAUUUUCCUGAUUGGAGACAAGAUGUUAUCCUUGGAUUCACACAAUUUCUUGCCAGGGACGUGCAGGAUACUUUUCCGCAGUUAGUAGACAACGGCUUGAGAAUGUUGUUGCAACUAUUAACGAGUUGGAAAAAUGCCUUGUUCAGCCCAAGUGUAAGAGCUAAGGAUCAGCCUGCAGAAACGAUGAGGACUUCUGUUCGUGCUGAAGUUCAAACCAAAAAAAGUGAAUCUACACAGAAAAUCGAGUCUGGGUCCAGCGUUUUUCAUUUAGUUGAAGGAUUUGCUUUGGUCAUGCUGUGCAAUUGUAGAUUGUAUCCCCGUAGAUUGGCCGUUCACAUACUCCGUGAAGUCAAGCUGCUCUUAAAGACCCUAGGUGGUCUCGAUGACGAUCAACCUGUAAUAGAUGUAGUAGAUGCUUGCUGUCCUGCCGUAUUAGAAAAAUGUUAUCACAUGCUUCCCCCUGGAGAAAAGGCUGCGGCAACAUCAACGUCAAAUGUAGAUCUGCAAUGGAUUGCCGAUAGAAGUACCUGUGUGUGGACUGCAGGGUUCCAUGAUGAAAAUAACACCAAAAGCUCUUCAACUCUGAAUCUUAAUGGUGCUGAUCCGUGGAGCAGCUGUUUGUUUGCUUUCCUCGAAAGAGACCGAGUGCUUACUUUGUGUCCCAAUGCAGUGGCUCAUUCGUGGCCUAUUGUAUUCACAAGGAUAAACUCGUUAUUCACGGUCGUUGAUCCGACGCCAGUUAACGAUAACAGAGCGUCACUGUUGCGAAGUUCAACCGCUGUCAGGAAACCUGUGAAUGAAAGGGAUGUUUAUAUGCAUGUCUGGAAGAAUUAUUUGACAUUUGGCUACAGAGUUGUGCCUCCGAUACCUAGUCCAAUUGUACGAUGCGCCAGCCCAGAUCUGAGCUUAAGUGGUCAGCAAACGGUGGAGUUUGGUGUGUUAUGCAUGAGUAAGGAGUUGAGUCAGAGCCUGGAGAACCUCGGCGGGGCGCAGACCCUGCCGAGCCGCUUCUCUGUCCCUUCCAUAUCCGGCAUCUACACGAGGCAUAAGCGGACCAGCUCAUCGCCUGACAGUCUCUCUGCCGAGCGAGGCGAUAAUAAAUCUCCUGGAGCAAAUGCCAGCCCAGCAGCACUCUAUAAACUUACAGUACCCUUACUUCGAGUCGAAGCUAUGGAUGUCAGAGAUGCUGCUGUUCAAGCGAUUGGAAAAGUCAAUCCUGAUGCUUUAAAAGAUUUGAUGGAGGAACUGGUGCCCUAUAUUCGUGAAGCUGUAGAUAGAAAACAAGAAAAUAUGAGGAGAAGACGACGACGAGAUGCUCUGAGGCUGCAACUCGUCAGAGUAUUAGAAUUGAUUGCAGAAUACGGGACAUUUGGAAUUUGUCCUUCGGUUUUGGAUCGUGAAACGCAAUCUUUACAUCCAACCUUUGUAGAAUACAUGGAUGGCGCACGUUUGUAUUUAGAGAACGAAACGGACAAGGAGGCUCCGGCAGUCCGAGAUAUUAAGCUACAUUUCUGCAAUUUUAUUAGAAAAAUGAUAAAGAGCUUUUCACUUGAAACCUGUCACACGCUUUUGAAAAGAGAUCUCCGCAGCAAUUUAUUUACAUUAUUUGCUACAUGGGCUGGGCCUUAUGGAAGACCAUUAACCUGUAGUUCCACUGCUCAUGAAGAGGAGAAGUUUUGUUCCGAACUCCAGCUCUCAGCGCUACAAGCAAUGAGUGGAUUAUUAUGCUGUGGACCUUGUUUUAAUCCCCAAACAUUAUCGGAGGAAGGAGCGAUAUUGUAUCAGUGGCUCGAUUUGCUGCUGGCCAGCAAAGAUGAAAAGAUCUACGCUUUGGCUCGUGAAACGGUCGUUUUACUUUUGGAAGGAAAUCCAGACAUUGGAGCUCUUCUCGACUGGGUUGUAGAUCGUUGUUACACCGGUGCCCCGCAAGUUGCAGAUGGAUGCUUUCUGGCUCUCGCCACUAUCUUUAGCGCAAGAGAAUACCCAUGCGAUCAUUACACCAGUAUUAUAAACGUAACACUUAUGAAUACCGGGUGUCCGAGAGCUCCGGUGCACGACGCAGCUCUCCAACUUCUUCAACUUUUGGAUCAACGUUUCUUCGGAAAUGUCGGACCGCUGCCUGCAGCCGACGCCGAAGCUGGGAAGUUCGCGAGUACCCUAAGCAAUUUAGUGGCGAUUACAGGGCAGGAAGAAUUGACCGUGGGCACCUCCGCGGUAGGGGUUCCCCCGGGAACGGCGAGUCCAGGUGGAGUUUUGACCGUCGGUAGCAGUCGCGUUGGGACCCUAGACGCUCUUCUUUCCGCCUCGUAUUGCCGCAGCCAGAUGUACCUGUCGCGACAAUUGGCGCAGUUGCAUCCGAAACUUACGAUGCCGAUGUUCAGCGAGAUCACACACAGAUUUCAGACCGCUAGACGUGAAGUUCGACAAUUACUGCUUCAGUAUCUUCUUCCUUGGCUUCACAACAUGGAAUUGGUGGAUCCUAAUGUACCACCGCCCUCCAAUCCCCUCAGCUAUUAUCAGUAUUACGCAAGCGACGUCACACGAGGACCUCGAAGAGAAGGAUGGGGUAGUGCUGAGGCUACGGAGAUGGUUUUGAAUAAUUUAUUCUACAUAACUGCAAAGUUUGCUGACGAACAUCCGAAGGAAACCGAAGAAUUGUGGGCAAUGUUAUGCGGCUGUUGGCCAAAUAAUUUGAAAGUCAUUAUCCGCUACCUGAUCAUUGUUUCCGGAAUGGCUCCUCAAGAGCUACUUCCAUACGCUAAGCGUGUAGUUCUUUAUUUGGCGAGGGCUCGUCCUGAUCGUCUUUUGGACGAAAUGAUGACGGAAUUGCAAACGGUUGAAACGUUGAACUGUCUCAUAGAACGAACGGAAACACCUCCGUUCUACAGGCUUACCAGCAUGCGGAAGGCCUCUUCUCACAGCGAUGCACCCGCUGCAGAUCCGGCAAACCCUUCGAGAGAUUUGGCCGUAGAAAAGGGUACCAUACACACAAAACGACAUUCCGGAGAAGAUCCCAUAAAGACAGGAGGUUCGAAAUCUGACACUGCCCUACGAGCCUUGGCUGGAUUUCCAACGCCACGUGUUGAGAAAACAAGAACGUCGAGUGGUCCAGCGGGACUUCCGGAUGAUUUGUCUACGCCUACGACCGAGGCUGAGCUUACUACCGACGAGACUUGCUACAUCCCACGCAACCCAGUCGGUGGAAUCAACAAAGUUAUUUGCCCAGGGGAAAAAUUUGACAUCCCUCAACCACAUCCGUUACCCAUGCCGGAGUAUGGAGGCUACUUCGCACCUCUCACCGAAUAUCUCCCCGACAGUUCACAGCCUAUCAGUGGGUUCCACAGGUGCAACAUUGCAGUGAUGCUGCUCACCGAUGUGGUUGUUGACGGAGUUGAACUUGAUUGGGCAAUUCACGUGCCGUUGAUGCUUCACAUUGUAUUUUUGGGCCUCGAUCAUUCGAGACCGUUAGUGCGGGAUCAUUGCAGAUGUCUUCUGCUGAACCUUUUGGUCGUCCUUGGAGAUCAUCGAGACCAUUUAGGAGUCGCCCGAGUGCUUCUUGCGUCUCGUACGGAACAACUCGGACUCGGACUGACCACACCAGCGUUACCAGUUCUUAAGCAUAACUUUACCGAAGUUGAUCAAGAGUUCGACAGUUACCUGUUUGUACCACCCCCUCAGCCAACCAACGCUGCCGUACCUCAAUCAGUUGCCGAAGACUCCAAGGAAUUUAUUGUUCCAGUGUUUGAAACUUCAGCAGCUAGCAGCAGCACCUCCUCUGUAGGCUCGACCGGUACAGUACCCGUUAUUGUUACGCCGGAAGAUUGUGCCAACUGGACAGGUCCACAACCCGGGCCUAAUAUGCCUAUUCAAGAUGUAAUUAAGUCACUGAUCAACUUCCUGGCCUCUAGAACAAAUCAACCGCUGUGGAAUUACGAAGACAUGACUGCCAAAGUUUGGUGGGUACGAAGUGCGGAGCAAUUAACUGUGUUGUUACGUCAUGUAUUGCGCGUAUUCAGAGACUCUCUUCCGCACGCGCUUGUUAGCCAAAGAUGGGCGCAAACUGCUCUACAACUAGGUCUUUCUUGUUCAUCUCGACACUAUGCUGGAAGAUCUCUACAAGUUUUCAGAGCAUUACGCGUCCCUAUUACCUCUAGAAUGCUCUCAGAUAUUUUGUCAAGACUUGUUGAGACUGUUGCUGAACAAGGAGAAGACAUGCAGGGAUACGUUACAGAGUUGUUAUUGACACUUGAAGCGGCGGUGGAUUCACUCGAAUCUGACUUCAGGCCUCUAGACUUUAUGAAAGAGAUUUUCAAGUCAACGCCAAAUCUGAAUAACAAGGAUCCUGUGUCAGGGAUUAUCAUUGGUGGCAAGCGUAGUCCGGGGGGUGGAAAUUUUUAUCCGCCAGGUCCUUUUUUCUCACAACUUAAUCAGGGUGGUCACACUCGGAGCACAAGUUAUUCAGUGAGCUACUGCAUGAGAAAAUCGAGCGGAAGUCCGGCAACCGAUUCCAAAGAGCUGGAAAAUCGAACUGGUUGCAACAAAUAUCCAAAUUCCAAUCUCUCGAGAUCCAGAUCGGCGCAGUCUUUAAAACUUUUGGGCGAUUCAGCAACUCAAGAUGACAAAAUGACCAUAUUGGCGCAGUUAUUCUGGCUCUCUGUAUCCCUUUUGGAAUCCGAUUACGAACACGAAUUCCUCCUUGCUCUGAGACUCCUGAGCAGGGUGCUGCAUAGAUUACCACUAGAUCGUCCAGAUGCUAGAGACAAAGUGGAGAAGCUGCAGCAACAAUUGAGAUGGAACUCUUUUCCAGGUGUUCAUGCGUUAUUGCUAAAGGGGUGUACUAGCCCUAAUACUUAUGAACCAGUGGUCACCUUAUUAUCACAAUUCACUCCUUUGCUCGAUCUGCCAGUCGUUGAUCCAACGCAGAGUUUGGCAUUUCCAAUGAAUGUAGUCUCAUUACUGCCGUACAUGCUUUUAAAUUAUGAGGAUGCCAACGAGUUGUGCAUCAGAAGUGCCGAAAAUAUUGCACAAGUAAGUUCUGAGAAAGGUAAAAAAUUGGAGAACUUGGGAACGGUGAUGACACUGUAUAGUCGUCGUACUUUCAGCAAGGAAAGUUUUCAAUGGACAAAAUGUGUCGUUAAAUAUCUGUACGACACUUACGCUCAUCUCAGUUUCAACAUGCUCGCAUUUCUGAUAGAAGUACUCGAAAAAGGGCCAGCUAGUGUCGCAUUACCAGUUCUCAGCAUCAUACACUGCAUGCUCCACUACGUCGAUCUCGCUUCUCAGGCUGCACAGCCCAUCAACACAGAGCUCUUGAGAGUAAUUUCUAAAUAUGUCGAGGGCACGCAUUGGAAAGAAGCUCUGAAGAUACUGAAACUCGUUGUAACGAGAUCGUCAACUCUUGUUGCACCGCCUAUAUCACUCCAUGGCUCGUCAUGGGAAUCAUCACUUGUUUCGCCGCACCCCAGUUUCACGGAUACUGAAAUUUUUACGAAAAAGGAACUACCUGGGAGAACUAUGGACUUUACUUUCGAUCUAUCCCAGACACCGGUAAUUGGUAGAUGUUGGCUAAUACGUCAAAUUGGGGAAGACAAAUCAGUGACAUCACCACGUCGCUCUCUGUCUCUUUCGCCAGCUGAUAGCAGCGCAAUUGCUGGCUGGAAACGACCGUGGAUGUCUCAGGGACGAGUGAGGGAAUGCUUGGUGAAUUUGUUGACAACUUGCGGACAGCGGGUCGGACUACCUAAGAGCCCAUCGGAUGAACAUAUUAGCUCAAUGACAUUAUACAGCAAGGUGAUAUUCAGUCAAAGUUCGGACCUAAUGGAGAGGCAGUCUUCGAUGGCAUCUUCGACAGAAGAGGUCUCGGGAGCAAACAAUGAUUUGAGCGGAGGAUCUCGGAGGGAUGACGAACAAUUUGGAGUCUUUAAGGACUUCGAUUUCCUUGAAUAUGAGAGCGAAAGUGUCGAGGGUGAAAGUACAGACAACUUCAAUUGGGGUGUAAGACGAAGGCCUCUCAGUGAAGGAGAAGAGAGAGAACCGAGCUUGAAACUGCUAGAGGAAAGUCUUAGCGAAAGAACGCCAUCUUCUAGCAAACAUACUACGAGGCGAGGUGUGCUGGAAGAGUCAUCGGACGAUGAGGUAGGUUCAGAGUCUCCGUUAGACGAAUCACCCGGGGGACCUGGUGCAGGUCAAGAAGUCGCCUCGAUGCCCGGUAUGUUUCCGCCGUCCUCGCUAUCUCUGAUUCAAGGACGCACAAGGCAUGACUCAUCGACGAGAUCGGAUACCUCAGGAUCAAGCGCAGGCGAUUUGGGAGAUGUAACGCCUUGCAAUGCAUCACCAAAUCUCUCAUCGUUGAUGCCAUUCAGACAAGUUGUCAGAGAUGAUGCCGAGGAAAUAUGGAGACAACAAAUUCAAACUCUAACGACUCAAUCUCCCUAUAACAGCUUAGAUUUCUUCCAACUAUUAGGAAGAAUUUUACGAGAUGUAAGCAGCAAAUCUGUUGGCUUAACGCGUGAGGCAACAGCUCUACUGAACACUAGCACUCCAGCCUCGGCUCAGCUCGGAUCUCAUUUGUCUAGUCAUGCCGAACUACUAAGCUCCAAGGCUGAACCGCCGUUAGUUUGGUUUUCAACCAGUAUUUUUGCUAACCAAAGACUGAGUGAAUCUCUACGUUUUGGAAUGCUGGAGAUUCAAGAACACUUGGAAACUUUCCUUGAUCGGAAGGAUCAUGCGACAGAGUUUCUAGAAGCUGUGAAAGCAACGAGCAAGCUGAAUAUGCUCGGUGAGAGUCAUGCUGGAGAAACAGGGUUAGAAGAGAUACUAUUAGACCUAGGAAGAGCUCUGUAUAAGUUGCACUUUCAACUUUUGCUUCUCAUAGAAGCUUCGAACAAAAUGCUUUGUGCCCUGACUACAGCCGCCAACAACGUCCCAAUUCAACUCUAUGACAUGUCAAUAGAGGUAGCUUCGAUUAAGAUAGCACUAAGCAGGGCUCUCGAGGAAAGUACGGAAAGUGAACGAGGCACUCCCACACCCACACCGAGUCCAUCACCUGGGAUCGCUUCGGUAGAAGAAGCUGCUAGAGUAGCUGAAUUACUCAGAUCAGCACGAUGGUCUGCUGCUCUCGAAGCCGUGAGACUUCACAGAGUUCAAUGGCCUACAGAUCCUUUUCACGAUGACGACGAUGUAACGACUGCGGUCAAUAUGUACUGUAGACAUUUGAGUCAAGACAGAACCGAUGUCUUUGUGGUAACACGAACCGAAAGGGAAUUGACAGAUGUAUUUAAUAAGCUUAUGGAAAGUCUAUUUCAAGUGUUAGCUGCUAUCACAGGACUAGAAGUGUCGGCCAAGGCAGCAAGGGCACAGACUGAGCACUCUAAUCCACAAAACUGACUGCCAAUUAGCUAUAUUAUUUUAAUUUAAAAUACGUUGGAGUAGAUAAAUAUCCAUCGCAAUUCACAUUCAAAUGUUAUGUUGUCGCAUUAUGUAUGUACUACAUCAUUCGCGCACCUCUUUUUAUUGUGAUCAAUAAAAUUACUCUAAUUCUACGUUACAGUUAAUGUGGAUUUCAAUUCAUUAUGGAUUUGAACAAGCCUCCCUGGUGUUUGCGAUUUGCGACACUAGGUAUAAUAUUCUCGCAGGGCAUCAGAACAAUUAGAUUACCAAAAUGAAGGAGUUUAAAUCAAUUAAUGAAUUCUGUAAAUAGAUAUGACAUAUCAUUACUGUGAAUACUUGGUGGCUAUCGCACAGAAAAGAUCUAUCAUUCAAGACUGUACUUACGUACAACUGGCUACCGGUAGUAGGUUGCGAGAUUCUGAUGAGAUCUUGAUAAGAACAUUACCUGUAAAAUGAAUUGCAAAUGAAAUAAAGAUACAUGACCUUGAUGAAGAUAAA
Molecule: messenger RNA, 10269 nt
Organism: Athalia rosae (coleseed sawfly)
Lineage: Eukaryota; Metazoa; Arthropoda; Insecta; Hymenoptera; Athaliidae
Gene: fry
Product: protein furry
Exons: 48
Coding region: 184-9768 (3194 amino acids)
Biological process (GO): neuron projection development; cell morphogenesis
Cellular component (GO): cell cortex; site of polarized growth
Source: RefSeq, a predicted model, not a curated record